This is a messenger RNA of Rhinocladiella mackenziei CBS 650.93, 975 nucleotides long. RefSeq names its product lactoylglutathione lyase. The transcript is spliced from 2 exons. Lineage: Eukaryota; Fungi; Ascomycota; Eurotiomycetes; Chaetothyriales; Herpotrichiellaceae. Bases 1 to 975 code for a protein of 324 amino acids. The record is from RefSeq and is a predicted model, not a curated record. Gene Ontology annotation, molecular function: lactoylglutathione lyase activity; metal ion binding.
AUGACGGACCAUUCGAAAUGGAAGUUCAACCACACAAUGCUGAGGGUGAAAGAUCCUCAGAAAUCUCUUGAAUACUAUAAACUUCUCGGGCUGAGUCUCGUCAACGAGCUCAGGUUCCCAGACAACAAAUUCGAUCUAUAUUUUCUGGCCUACGAUAGCCCCUCGUCCGCCUCCUCCGGAGCCCAUUGGACCGACCGCGAAGGUGUCCUUGAACUGACACACAAUUACGGCACCGAAUCUGACGACUCAUUCAGCAUCAACAACGGCAACAAAGAGCCGCACAAGGGUUUUGGGCACAUCUGUGUCAGUGUGGACAAUAUCCAGGCGGCAUGCCGACGUAUCGAAGAUGCCGGGUACCAGUUUCAGAAAAAGCUGACCGAUGGACGAAUGCGAAGUAUUGCUUUUGCUCUCGAUCCUGACGGAUACUGGGUUGAGAUCAUCGGGCAAAAGCCGGUGGAUGAGACCAAAGACAUUACCACCACAGACACUUCGUCCUAUCGAUUCAACCACAGCAUGAUUCGGGUGAAGGACCCAGGAAAAAGCUUGACGUUUUACCAGGAAGUGAUGGGCAUGAGUCUGAUGCGGACUUCUGAGCAGAAAGAGGCCGGUUUCACCUUGUACUUCCUCGGUUACCCAGGCACAUAUGCAAUCCCCAAGCCCGAAGACACUCCGAACGGAGUGAACCCUCUGGCCGGCAAGGAAGGGCUCCUGGAGUUGACGUGGAACUAUGGCACGGAGAAAGAGGAUGGCAAGGUGUACCACAAUGGCAAUGACCAGCCGCAAGGGUUCGGGCAUAUCUGCAUUAGCGUUGACGACCUUGACAAGGCGUGUCAAUUCAUGGAGGAGAAAAAGGUGAAUUGGAAGAAGCGUUUAACCGAUGGUAGGAUGAAGAAUGUUGCUUUUGUACUCGACCCAGACGAUUACUGGGUUGAAAUCAUCCAGAACGAAACGUUAAAGAAGACGACUAAUUGGUGA